This is a messenger RNA of Penicillium malachiteum, 510 nucleotides long. RefSeq lists its product as uncharacterized. Bases 1 to 510 code for a protein of 169 amino acids. The transcript has 3 exons. The record is from RefSeq and is a predicted model, not a curated record. NCBI's taxonomy places the organism in Eukaryota, Fungi, Ascomycota, Eurotiomycetes, Eurotiales, Aspergillaceae.
AUGAGCCGAAAGAAGGCAUUUCUCAAUGCAGAAGACUUUCAGGAAGCCGGCGGUUUUCUCGCGGUGGCAUAUCUCAAGAAUCGCGAUAGCACGGGCGACAUCGAUUAUCUGAUUGACCCUGAAUUCGCGAAAGAUAAGGAGAUUCAAGAUGCUCUCCAACGCGCUAUCGAUGCAGUCUCCGACAAACUCAAUUAUGAAGAGGAAUGGAUAAACGAACGCACGACCAUUUUCGUGAAAACCUGGAGAUUCUGGCAGCCCCCCCUCGAGUGGGCUCUGGAGCGAAAGCUGCGGAGAAUUUAUUCCGGAGACCGCGGCCGGAAAGCAGACCUCGAUAUAACAGAUGCAGUUGCGCUUCUGGAGAGCCUAAGAGAGCGCAGCGGUGCGCCUCUUGACAUGGAAUCGAUUCGCAGAAUGAAUUGGAAUGGGUUUGAUGUACUUCCAGAUGUCAAGACCAUGGAGAUGGUCGCGGCGAAGUAUCGUGCGAAGUACAACAGGGAAAUAUUCAAAUGA